AAGAUUAUCGAAGCAAUCUAAAAAAAAGUAGAAAGGAAGAAAAGGGAAUACUUUGCGUCGUUCGUUGCCGUCGUCACGCAUGGAGAUUUCUGGCACCGUUUUCCGUCCUGUCAGCUACGUCUCCGGCGCUGGGACUCACACGCGUUCCCGUAGCGUGGCUCCUCGUGCUACGGUGAGAAUGGGAACGGGUUCUGACUUCUGCGACGAGGGGCAUCUGCAGUAUUACCAGAACACCAAAAAGGUUCUCUCUCCCAAGAAAAAGUUGAAACUGCUGAAGGAUUUCUCCAAAUUAGGGUUCGCCUCGGAUCCUCAGAAGCUUUCCAUGUUCUAUGAUCUUCAACAAAACCUAACCUCGGAUGCUGGCGACAUGUUACUGAGAGAGUUGGAAGCUGCAAGAGCAAAGGAGAAGGAAAUGAAGAAAAAGAAGAAACUCGAGAAGAAGGCUAAACUAAAAGCCUCCAAAAAGAAGUGUGAAUCUUCAUCUUCAUCGUCUGAAUCAAGUGACAGCGAUUGUGGUUGUGAUCAAGUGGUUGACAUGAACAGCAUCAGAUCUGGUGUUGGUGUUAGUGUUAGUGUCGUUGCCCCUGCUGCACCCGUGGAUGUAUCUCCAAUACCCAAGACCACCCCCAUUGUUGAGGAUGGGAAUUCACGUCGUGAUGCCAUGGAAUUGUGCUCUAAGAACGAUGUCUGUGUUAGCAGUGUUAGAGAUGGUGGUAUUAAGAGAGAGAGUGGUGUAGUUACCAGCAGCAGUUGUGAGAAGAGGAUUGAGGUGUGCAUGGGUGGGAAGUGCAAAAGAUCAGGGGCUGCUGCAUUGUUGGAAGAGUUUGAAAAGGUGGUGGGUGUUGAAGGUGGUGCUGUUGUUACAUGCAAGUGCAUGGGGAAGUGCAAAACUGCUCCUAAUGUGAGAGUUCAGAAUUCCGUUGAUCAUAGCCUUGCUGAGGGACUUGAUGAUUCUGUUAAGUUUCCAGCUAACCCUCUGUGCAUUGGAGUUGGCUUGGAGGAUGUGGAUGCCAUUGUGGCUAGAUUUUUAGGGGAGAAUCGCACAGAUAUAGGAAUGCCAGGUGCAAUUACGGCUACUUGAUGUUGCUAUGGGAACGACUUGUGUGCUAUUUCUAAAUGUAUAUAUAUUAUAUAAUAUAUACACUAGUCUUUUUUACCCGUAAGGGUAACUUACAUGGAAAUCUUUUGUUA
This is a messenger RNA of Vigna unguiculata (cowpea), 1191 nucleotides long. It is a transcript of the gene DGAT3, whose product is annotated as diacylglycerol acyltransferase. The record is from RefSeq and is a predicted model, not a curated record. NCBI's taxonomy places the organism in Eukaryota, Viridiplantae, Streptophyta, Magnoliopsida, Fabales, Fabaceae.